AUGAAAUGUUUUUUACUUGAAAUAAAUCAAAAUGAGAACUUCAAUCACUUCUUACGAGAAUGUUAUAUCAAUAGUCAACUUCGAACUAUAAUUAAUCACGAUAAUGAUCUUGAACCACGUGGAUUAUCUUUUAUAUCGGAUCAUCCACCUUUAAUGUAUUCAACAUUAAUUCAAGCAUGUCUUAUAUGUGCAGCAUUAAUUCGCUCCAAAUCUUUAAGUCAAUUAUCUAUUUCUCAAUCAUCACGAAAAAAAAAACAAAAGAUGGCCAAUCAUGAAAUUGAACAAAUAACUACAAAUGGAACAUCAGACAACAAACGUUCAAAACCUAAAAGAGAAAUUAAUCAUAAUAAUGACUAUUCUUAUAUAUCUGAUUAUUUACAAGUAACCAAUCGUAUAUUUAAACAAAUGCUAAUCAGUUCAUUAGAAGGUGCUGAUAAAAUUGUUAAACGAUAA
Molecule: messenger RNA, 453 nt
Organism: Rotaria sp. Silwood1
Lineage: Eukaryota; Metazoa; Rotifera; Eurotatoria; Philodinida; Philodinidae
Source: the annotation of a GenBank genome assembly